AUGGUUGGGGGCAUUGUAGAGAUAGGUGGGUAUGCUACUAAAUGUGUAUCAGUUCAUUCUCAGUUUGAUGUUGGUGUUUAUAUUACUUCUGUUGUUUUAAUUUUAAUUGCACCAACAUUAAUCGCAGCUUCAAUUUAUCAACUUUUUGGUAGAAUGUUAUUUUUUUUGGAUUGUUCUGGGAUGACUAUUGUUCCAACUAGAUAUCAUACUGUAGUAUUUGUCAUGGGGGAUGUUAUUAGUUUUUGGAUGCAAGCUGCUGGUGGUGGUAUGAUGGUGCAAUCUGAUUUGUCUAAGAUCGGUGAAGGCAUAGCUGCUGCUGGGUUAUUUUUACAAAUUAUGUCUUUUGGUAUUUUCAUUUUAACAGUGAUAAAAUUUAUGAGAAAUGCAAAAGUUAAAUCUCACUUAUCAAGAGAACUACGUUCAGCAUNNNGACAUAUAUUCAAUUUGAAUAUAUUUAUUUGUAGUUUAUUAAUCUUUGUUAGAUCAAUAUUCAAAGUUUCCGAAUUUUUGGAUGGUUGGAAUGGUUAUUUGCAAAACUGUGAAGUAUUUUUAUUUGUUUUUGAUGCAAUGUUAAUGUUUUGGGUUCUUUUAUUUUUUUCUCUAACUAUUCCACAGUAUAAUAUAUUUAGGUUGUAUAAUGCUAGGUCUGGUAUUAAGAUGCAAGGUGAAAUUGUUCAAUAUAAUGAUUCCAAGUUCGACACUAACGAUGAUUUUAACAAUUCAAAACAAAAUUUAAAUAUUGAUUUAGAAAACAAUUAUGAAAGAACUAAAGAAAAUGAUGGAAGCUAUGAAAAUAGUUUACAAGAAGUAAUUAGAAUAAUUUAUUAA
Messenger RNA from Henningerozyma blattae CBS 6284, 828 nucleotides. Its product is annotated as RTA1 domain-containing protein. Lineage: Eukaryota; Fungi; Ascomycota; Saccharomycetes; Saccharomycetales; Saccharomycetaceae. The coding region runs from base 1 to 828 and encodes 275 amino acids. The transcript has a single exon. Gene Ontology annotation, cellular component: membrane. The record is from RefSeq and is a predicted model, not a curated record.